This is a messenger RNA of Prunus armeniaca (apricot), 378 nucleotides long. NCBI's taxonomy places the organism in Eukaryota, Viridiplantae, Streptophyta, Magnoliopsida, Rosales, Rosaceae. The record is from the annotation of a GenBank genome assembly.
AUGCAAUAUGCAUCUACUAAUUUUCCUCCAGAUUCUAAUGUUACAAAAGAGCUAGAAAAUGAUUUUCUUACCACUCGCGCACACAUAGGUCUUAAUAGAGAAAUUGGUGCAAGGGGCUUUAGUGAGGGAGAUGAAGGAACUAGCAACAAGAACAAGAGUGCUGCUCUAUUCCCCCAAAGUGAUCUUCCCUCAAGGUCAAAGUCAUCUAAAACCACCAAAAUGGAUGAAGCCAUUGAAGCUUGGGCAAAGUCUCUUAAUGCCAAGACUGAAGUUUCAUUGGCAAGGCUUAAGCGUAAGAGUGAGAAGGAAGUAUCCUCUCCACAUAGAGAAUUGAGCUCCGUUGAGGAUUGUAUGGAACUAUUGGAGACCGUGGAGUGA